UACCCUGGUAAAGAACAUUAGCUAGGUGGACUCCUGAUGACUAAAAUUCUUAAGAAUUGUCUUUGUAAUUUCAUUUUGUCUUUUCAGACAUGGAAACAUGUAUCAGUUGCCCAGCAAAUAAGUAUCCAAACCAAGACCAGGAUAAUUGCAUUCCUAAGAUACCAAACUUUCUGGGCUUUGAUGAAACUUUAGCCAUCAUUUCAACUUCCUCUGCACUAUUGUUCUCUCUGAUCACAGCUCUAGUGUUGGACAUCUUCAUUAAGCACAAGGACACCGUAAUUGUCAAAGCCAACAAUAGAAGCCUGACUUACAUUCUCCUUGUGUCCCUCCUCUUGUGUUUCCUCUGCUCCUUGAUGUUCAUUGGAACACCUAAGCAGGCAACCUGCCCACUCCGACAAACAAGUUUUGGCAUCGUCUUCUCUGUGGCCCUGUCUAGCAUCUUGGCCAAAACCAUAUCAGUGGUUUUGGCAUUCAUGGCUACCAAGCCAGGAUCCACAAUCAGAAAGUGGGUAGGCAAAAAACUGGCUUAUUCAAUUGUCCUCUCUGGCUCCACUGUUCAAGUGGGGCUCUGUGGUCUUUGGCUGGCAACUUUCCCCCCAUUCCCAGAUUUGGACAUGAAAUCAAUGAGUGAAGAAAUUAUAUUCUUAUGUAAUGAAGGGUCUGUCCACAUGUUCUACUGUGUUUUGAGCUACAUGGGCUUCCUGGCCACUGUCAGCUUCACUGUGGCUUUCCUAGCCAGGAAGUUACCUGACAGCUUCAAUGAAGCCAAGUUCAUCACCUUCAGCAUGCUGGUCUUUUGCAGUGUUUGGAUCUCCUUUAUUCCAACUUACCUGAGCACCAGAGGAAAAUACAUGGUGGCUGUAGAGAUCUUCUCCAUCUUGGCUUCUAGUGCUGGAUUACUGGCUUGCAUCUUUUUCCCCAAAUGCUACAUUAUUCUUGUGAGGCCAGACCUGAACACCAGAGAACAUCUAAUGCAAAGAAAGAUAUAAAUAAUAUAAAAAUUUGUAGUUCUAUGAUUGUUCUUAAUUUUCAACACUGAAAUGUCAAAAAUGUGAAGGAAUGAGGACAUGUGACCAAAUGAAAAUAUUUCAGCUGUUUUGUGCUCUGUUUCUGGGCUGCAAAAUUGUUGCAUGUUAUUUUAAGAGGCCAUUCAGACCAAAUGAGGCAAAUGUUCACAUAACCUUCUGAACUUCAACUGAAGACAAUGAAACUCUGAAAUUGAAAGAGAAACAUCAACAUUAUUCUAUAGUUUUUCUGAUUAGACAGCUAACGUAAAUGAAGUUAAGUAUUAGAGUUGUUUUUUACUAAGUGGUAUAUUAAUUAUUUAAGAAACUAAAUAAAAAAGCUAUGUUAUAUUAGUGAGGCCUUAAUUCAACA
Messenger RNA from Podarcis muralis (Common wall lizard), 1377 nucleotides. The record is from RefSeq and is a predicted model, not a curated record. NCBI's taxonomy places the organism in Eukaryota, Metazoa, Chordata, Lepidosauria, Squamata, Lacertidae.